AUGUCGAAUCGAUCUAUGGACGAAGAAAUCGAACGAAUUUUCAAUGGGAAAAUAGAAAUUACAAAAGAAAAACUAAAACAAACUUUAGAAGAACUCCUUAACAAGUACAAUAGUCUCAGGCGGAGUCACAGUGCCAUACAUCGUGCUGCUCCGUUGCAUAACGAAAUGAAACAAGAACCAAAUCAACUUUUAGAAUCUGAGCUGGACAAAAUCACUUCGAAUACAAUCUCUAAGGAGCACGCAAAAUCGAUCUUAUCAGCAUUGAGAACCCAGAUGAAAGAUCAAUGGCAUGCCCACAUCGACAGUUACAUUCAAACAUCUAUCAAGGAUGAAAUGAAGAAGCUCAAUGUUCAUGAAGUCAAUGUCAGUCAAGCACAUGAUCUACUCCGAACCAUUUGUCAUCGAAUGAAGCCAAGUCAUGAUGGUACACCUGCAGUACUAGAUGACAGUGUUAAAAAUGAUUUUUUGAAUGAAUUCAAGUCCAAACAUGGCUCGAACAAGAUCAGUGCUGAGGAAGUUUGGGAAAUAGUGAAGGAUUUCGAUAAGAAGCAGCACGAUAAGAUGGGGUGCUGUGAAAAAAAUUCCCAAUGGGACAGCCAACGCGAGAAAAAAUGGGAUGAAAUCUUUCAUGAACAAUAUAAAGAAUUAUUCGGUGAGAAAAACAAUUCAAAGGUUAAUGAACAGCAAUUGGAAGAAUUAGCCAAGAGGUUAAAAGAGAAAUUUCAACAAGAAUGUCCACAACACCCCGGCAAACGUUUUUGUCAGCACUGA
Adineta ricciae is the source of this 771-nucleotide messenger RNA. The record is from the annotation of a GenBank genome assembly. Lineage: Eukaryota; Metazoa; Rotifera; Eurotatoria; Adinetida; Adinetidae.